Messenger RNA from Drosophila innubila, 705 nucleotides. RefSeq names its product ubiquitin-fold modifier-conjugating enzyme 1 (gene Ufc1). Gene Ontology annotation, biological process: protein K69-linked ufmylation. The record is from RefSeq and is a predicted model, not a curated record. Gene Ontology annotation, molecular function: UFM1 conjugating enzyme activity. Bases 99 to 596 code for a protein of 165 amino acids. The transcript is spliced from 2 exons. Gene Ontology annotation, cellular component: cytoplasm. NCBI's taxonomy places the organism in Eukaryota, Metazoa, Arthropoda, Insecta, Diptera, Drosophilidae.
UGACUACGACGUGUCACACACACGCGCACACACAUCCACACAAGUGUGUUUAUUUUUAUGAAUAAUUGUUUUUAUUUUACGUGCUAGAAUUCAUCACAAUGGUCGACGAUAGCACCAGGAAAACACUAAGCAGCAUUCCAUUGCUGCAGAUAAGAGCUGGUCCACGUGAAAAAGAUAUUUGGGUGCAACGCCUAAAGGAGGAAUAUCAAGCACUGAUAAAGUAUGUGGAGAACAACAAGCAGUCUGGCAGCGAUUGGUUUCGCCUGGAGUCGAACAAGGAGGGCACCAAAUGGUUCGGCAAGUGUUGGUACAUGCACAAUCUGCUCAAAUACGAAUUCGAUAUCGAAUUUGACAUUCCCGUUACGUACCCGACAACGGCACCGGAAAUAGCAUUGCCGGAACUGGACGGCAAGACGGCUAAAAUGUAUCGAGGCGGUAAAAUCUGCUUAACGGAUCACUUCAAGCCCCUGUGGGCUCGCAAUGUGCCCAAAUUUGGCAUUGCCCAUGCGAUGGCAUUGGGCCUGGCGCCCUGGCUGGCUGUGGAAGUGCCGGACCUCAUCGAAAAGGGCAUCAUCACAUACAAGGACAACUGCUGAGGAUACGCCUAUUGCACGCUCCAACUCUGACUUUAAGAACAAAACUCCCCAUAGACAAUUUAGACACGUUUUGAUUUUCCGUAUAUAAAAAAAGCAUUUUUUAUCUUAU